This is a messenger RNA of Parnassius apollo (apollo), 1767 nucleotides long. NCBI's taxonomy places the organism in Eukaryota, Metazoa, Arthropoda, Insecta, Lepidoptera, Papilionidae. The record is from the annotation of a GenBank genome assembly.
UUGAAGGGAUGUUAUGUAGAUGACUUAGAUAUGUCAGCGGCCGCCGAGACGCUGUCGGAGGACAGCGCGAGUCCGGGAACGUCAGCCCACGGGUCCCUCAAGGCGCCCCAUGCUACUGACAAGCACAUAGUGCACUGGUUUCGAAAGGGACUACGCCUUCAUGACAACCCAGCUUUGCGUGAAGGACUCACUGAUGCUGUCACGUUUCGUUGUGUUUUUAUUAUAGACCCAUGGUAUGCCAGCUCUUCUAAUGUUGGAAUUAAUAAAUGGAGAUUCCUUCUACAAUGUUUGGAAGAUUUAGACAGAAGUCUGCGCAAGCUAAAUUCGCGUCUUUUUGUGGUCCGCGGCCAACCGACUGAUGCUUUACCAAAGUUGUUUCGUGAAUGGGGCACAACUGCGCUCACGUUUGAGGAGGACCCUGAACCUUUCGGCAGAAUUCGGGAUAAAAACAUAAUGACAAAAUGUCAUGAGAUUGGCAUCAGCGUGAUCUCAAGAGUUUCACAUACACUCUAUAAAUUAGACAAGAUUAUAGAGUGUAAUGGUGGUAAAGCACCACUGACGUACCAUCAGUUCCAAGCGAUAAUUGCAAGUAUGCCGCCACCACCGCCCGCUGAGGCAAUGAUCUCGAUGCAAGCUCUUAAUGGAGCCACCACUCCGCUCACUGAUGACCACGAUGACCGCUUCGGAGUACCUACGCUCGAGGAAUUAGGAUUCAAGACUGAAGGUCUGAAGCCCCCGGUGUGGAUCGGUGGUGAAAGUGAAGCAUUAGCAAGAUUGGAAAGACAUUUAGAGCGCAUAGCUUGGUUGGCGUCAUUUGGGAGGCCUAAAAUGACUCCGCAAUCUUUAUUGGCAAGCCCUACGGGAUUGUCACCAUACUUAAGGUUUGGAUGUUUAUCAUCAAGAUUAUUCUAUUAUCAACUUACGGAAUUAUACAAAAGAGUAAAACACGUGUGCCCGCCAUUGUCCCUGCAUGGACAAAUACUUUGGAGGGAAUUUUUUUACUGCGCUGCUACGCGUAAUCUGAAUUUUGAUCGAAUGAAAGGCAACCCGAUAUGCGUGCAGAUACCUUGGGAGAAAAACCAGGAAGCUAUCGCCAAGUGGGCUAAUGCUCAAACUGGCUUUCCUUGGAUAGAUUCUAUAAUGAUACAAUUGAGAGAAGAAGGAUGGAUCCAUCAUAUAUCACGACAUGCUGUUGCUUGUUUCCUUACAAGGGGCAACCUCUGGAUAUCCUGGGAGGAAGGCAUGAAGGUAUUCGACGAAUUGAUACUGGACGCUGACUGGUCAAUCAACGCAGGGAUGUGGAUGUGGCUGUCCUGCUCCUCCUUCUUCCAUCAAUUCUUUCAUUACUAUUGUCCUGUUCGGUUUGGCCGAAAGAUAGAUCCCAAUGGUGAUUUCAUUAGGAAGUACAUCCCUGUGCUGAAGGACAUGCCGACGCAGUACAUCCACGAGCCGUGGACGGCGCCUGCGGAGGUGCAGCGCGCAGCGCGCUGCGUGGUGGGCCGCGACUACCCGCUGCCCAUGGUCGACCACACCAAAGUCUCGCAGAUCAACAUCGAGCGCAUAAAGCAGGUCUACGCGCAACUUGCCAAAUUCAAACCACAAGGUUCGAUAAACCCACAAGUUGUUGCUCGACCGCAAUCAUCGCCAAGUCCAACCUCUAUGAUAACAAGCAUAUAUCAAUCUAACUCUGCAGUCAAUCUGUGCAGUCAAUCUUCUGACGCUCAAUCGACUACAACUACGGCACCGCCACAUUUUAAAGAAGCGUAA